CCCUAGGCGAGGCGACCCGACGGGAAGCAGAGCAGGCGAGCGGCAGCGAAGAAGGCUGCAGACUGCAGGGGACCGCGAAGGCGCGGCAUCAACGGUCAGGACGCCAGUAGCCAGCUUUCUAUCAUUGGGAGCCGCCAGAACCGAGAUCUGAAUCCUGCCGUGCUUGGGCAAUGAGUGCAGGUGGUGCGUUUGGUGGAAAUAGGGGAGCGAGACCUGUACCUCCUGAAAAAGGUGUAUUUCCACUCGAUCACUUGCAUGAGUGCGACAUGGAGAAGAAGGACUAUCUUGCCUGCCUGAAAUCAACGGGAGCUCAGUCUGAAAAGUGCCGGAUGUUCUCAAAGAAAUACUUGGAGUGUAGGAUGGAGAGGAACCUGAUGGCAAAGCAAGAUAUGUCAGAGCUUGGCUUCAGUAAUGCAGACGUUGUGGUUACACCUGCCGAGGAGAACAAGAAAUUGGAGAGCCCAACGAGCGAUUUGAAAGAGAAGAAAUAGCUGGUUAAUUUGCAGUGUCCUUAUCUACGAGAGCAGUGGAAAUACAAAGAGAGAAUAACAAGUAAAAAUUGUGUGAACCGACACCAAAAUGUUGAAGAUUCUUGUUUUGAUGUUAGAUUUUCAGAGUAAAGGAUAGUAGGACAUGGUUCAGAAGUAAAUUUCUCAUGCCUGUAUAUCUCAAACUCUUUUAAGUGUUGUCCGAUUUGCUGGGGAGACUUCCAGCUAUUGAUUUGUUACAAUCCUCUCUGUGUUAUUUCCACAAGAGCAAAUAUGAACUCUUGAGUCUGUUUCUCAUA
Messenger RNA from Lolium rigidum, 787 nucleotides. RefSeq names its product cytochrome c oxidase assembly protein COX19-like. The transcript has 5 exons. The record is from RefSeq and is a predicted model, not a curated record. NCBI's taxonomy places the organism in Eukaryota, Viridiplantae, Streptophyta, Magnoliopsida, Poales, Poaceae. The coding region runs from base 171 to 491 and encodes 106 amino acids.